UUCUCUGUGCGUUUUUUCUUUGUGUUGAUUCUGAGUUUUCUUUUGGAUCAACCCACAAUGGCCCUUUCGCGAGAUGUCGAGGACUAUAUCAAAGAGACUAUCGAUCACUCUUUGGGGAUUCCGAUCUCCAUGGACGCUCUCCAGAAGAAACUAUGUACGGCAGAAGAAUCUCAGCGUCGUCUCCGUGAACAGUACUUGUCACUGGUUUCCAGAUUGAAAGAGAAAGACCAAGUAAUCGAACUCGUUAGAUCCGAAGCGAGUAUGAAUGCGCAGGCGUUGAAGAAGUUCGUAGAAGAGAAUCAGAAACUGGCAGGUGAGUGCGAGGAAUUGGUGAACCAGUGUAAGAAGUGGGAAAAAGAAUGCUUCCUUUAUCAUCAAGAUCGUGAAGCACUGAUGGAUUUCGGGAACGAAUCGGACGAGAGGGCUAGAGAAGCAGAGUCUAGGGUUCGGGAGUUAGAGGAAGAAGUGAGUAAGAUGUCUGAUGUAGUGAAGCUUCGAAUGGAAUCUGACAAAACCACGUCGUUAGAAGAAGAUGUUUUGGUUGAUUCAGUUCUGGCAUCGUUUGUUUGCAAAGACGAAACUGUGAUUGGGCGUAGCUUCUUGGAGGCAAACAUUCAAGACCAAUCUUGUCAAGCUCUGUUGAGCAAAUGGGAUCAAUUGAAGCCAUCAACGCAGAGAGUUGUGUCUUUGGUUUCAAUGGUGAAGAAGAUUGAAAAGGAAAAAGAAUGCCUCGUCUUGAAUCUGGCUAAAGCCGAGCAAGAAGUAGAAUUGGUGUGCGAGCAAAACAGGGAGUUGGAUAAAGAAAAUCGCAGGUUGUGGAAGCAAUGUAGCCCUGUUUGUUCUGCAGAGAGAAGCAAGUCCAACAAGAGAAAGAGUCCUAAGAUGAUUAGCAGCCCGAUUGAGAAGAGGGUUGAUUUGAGCAGUCCCGGAUCUGUUGAUGCGUAAUAU
Messenger RNA from Eutrema salsugineum, 948 nucleotides. RefSeq names its product centlein. The record is from RefSeq and is a predicted model, not a curated record. NCBI's taxonomy places the organism in Eukaryota, Viridiplantae, Streptophyta, Magnoliopsida, Brassicales, Brassicaceae. The coding region runs from base 58 to 945 and encodes 295 amino acids. The transcript has a single exon.